Drosophila guanche is the source of this 1955-nucleotide messenger RNA. RefSeq lists its product as uncharacterized. The coding region runs from base 7 to 1929 and encodes 640 amino acids. The record is from RefSeq and is a predicted model, not a curated record. The transcript has a single exon. Lineage: Eukaryota; Metazoa; Arthropoda; Insecta; Diptera; Drosophilidae.
GGCAGCAUGGACCUCUGUCGAUAUUUUCACACGAAAUGGAGUACCAUCCUGCUGCUGCUACUCAUCCUGUACCUGUACAACCGUGACACUUGCACCUGGAGAGAGUUUCCCGGCCCCGAGGCACCGGACAUUGCCUCGGAGGCGGGCGUUUACUUCGUCAACACUUCGCGCUGCCGCAUGUGCGCCAUGGAUGCCGUCUCGCCCAAGGCCCUCUCGUUUGUGCAACGUUUGGGGCCCUUCAAGUGUUCCAAGGUGCAGCUGCUGCGUGCCGCCACCAUCAAGGGGCACAACUAUCUGAUCAGAGACCUCGUGGAGUUGGAUCUGUGGCGGUGCUGCGCCGUCCGUCGACUCCGGGAUGUCUUCUGUGCCUACCAGCAGCUGCAGUACUGCACGGACUUUCGCACCCACGUCCUGGGCAUUCAAUCCUUUGCCCUGGACCCUAGAUCGGAGUACAUGCGGGUCCCCGAUGGCCUCCAGAUGUUGAGGGUCUACUGCUGGGUGGACUUUGGGCGUGUCAUCUUCCACGAUGUUCUGCUGUUUGUGCCUCCCCCCCAUGCCACGCACCUCGUGCCAGAGAGAGGAGAAGGCGUGCCCUCCGUGCGCCUUUCGGUCCUCGUCCUGGGCAUCGACUCGCUGUCGCAUCUGCACUACCGCAGAUCCUUUCCCCACGUGGCAGCGUACAUCCGCCAUCUGCCGCACACUGAACUGUGGGGCUACAAUCGCGUUGGCGACAACUCGUACCCCAAUAUCGUGCCUCUGCUCACGGGACUCACCGCCCAGGAGUUGGAGAGGCGCUGCCUGAGGCGCAGGCGGAGCUACGACGAGUGCCGCUUCCUGUGGAACGAAUUCCAUGACGCGGGCUACAUGACGGCCUUCGGGGAGGACACCGCCAAGGGGGGCACCUUCACCUACCGAAAACGAGGCUUCGAGCACCAGCCCACGGACUUUUAUCUGCGGCCCGUGCUGCAGGAGAUGCGGCUGCACACGACCUAUGAGGCACGCGGCGACUUCGAUGUCAAGUGCACGGCGGGACGCCGCUACGAGGAGGUGCUCUUCGACUUUGUGCAACGCCUGAUGCCGCACAUGCAGCAGCGAGACUUCUUCGCCUUCAUGUGGCAGACGCAGGGCGUCCACGACUACUUCAACUACGCGAGGAUCGCGGACCAGGACUACCUGCAGCUGCUGCAGCAGCUCCACCAGAGCCGUAUCCUGGAUAACACGCUCGUCCUGCUCCUGUCGGAUCACGGCCUGCGCUUCGAUCCGUUCGCCAAGACUUUCCAGGGCAUGCAGGAGGCCUCCCAGCCGCUGGGCAUCGCCCUCUAUCCCCCCUGGCUGCAGCGGCACUUCCCCUUUGCAAUGCGAAAUCUGCAUAGAAACGCCCACCGCCUCGUCACGACCUUCGAUCUUCACGAGACCCUCAAGGAUGUGAUGGACCUCAAGGGGCGCCUGCGCGACGCCAGCAUUCGGAAUCGAUCGCACCGCUUGGGCAACCCACGCGGCGUCUCGCUCUUCUUGCCCAUUCCCGAGCAGCGAGACUGCCGCUCGGCCCACAUUCCGGACCACUACUGCCUCUGCCACACCCUCAAGCAGAUACCCAAGGACACGCCCACCGUGCAACGGAUCGCUGGCUUCAUCGUCUCGCACAUCAAUCACCUACUGCGUCCCUAUCCCCAGUGCCGCCAACUGUCGCUGGAGGAGAUCGACAGAGCCUACGUGAGGCGGGAUCAUGGCGCGGCAGUGGGCUCUACGGAUCAGUCGACCAUCACGGUCCUGGUGGUAACGGAACCCGGAAACGGCCAUUUUGCGGGCACUGCCUUGGCCUCCAAUGUCACAGCGCUGCACGGACGCAUCACCCGCUCGGAUGCCUAUGGGGCACAGGCUUAUUGCAUUCGCGAUUUCCGCUUUGAAAUGUACUGCUAUUGUGGUUAAGGUAGUGAAGAGCAAACGAUUAAACC